This is a messenger RNA of Lingula anatina, 5840 nucleotides long. Its product is annotated as VWFA and cache domain-containing protein 1. Gene Ontology annotation, molecular function: voltage-gated calcium channel activity. The record is from RefSeq and is a predicted model, not a curated record. Gene Ontology annotation, cellular component: voltage-gated calcium channel complex. NCBI's taxonomy places the organism in Eukaryota, Metazoa, Brachiopoda, Lingulata, Lingulida, Lingulidae.
UUUAGAUGUAAAGGCAGAACAAAACGACCUCAAUGCGCACAUUUUACAAGAAAGUCCUUCAGCUGAGAACCUUAUCAUGGGCGCAGCCAUUUUUGUUUACAAAUGCCUUAUUCAAGACUUUAGUUUCGUAUCUGAAACUAACUUGGAAUAAAGUGCUAGCUCUAUCGUUGAGGAUUUGGUGUCCAACAAUGUACGCCACAUUGUGGAGGAUGUUUUCCCAUCAUCCAAAGAUAAGAAAGGGACACCACAAAAGUUAAGAAUACAGGUGACCAUCAGAAAUUUUGUUUAUGAAGUUCUAAGUCCAGAUGGCCAGGUUGGUAUGAGGAAUAUUAAGUUAUUAUCAAGUCAACUUGAGAUCAAAAUCCAAGAUGGCCGCUGCAGGUUUAGUUGUUUGGUGCAAUGUUUGCAUAUUUCUUUUGGCUUUGCUAUCUGAAAGGACUUGUUCUACACAAGAUAAAGAAUUUUCUCCCGGUGCUACGGAGUCUGACGCCCUCAAGUUACGAAAUGAAGGAUACACAAGUAUUAAAACUCCUUCAUAUUCUAAUGAGGACGAGUGGACGUAUGCAAAUUCAGGAGAGCAAGUUGAUCCUAAGAAGAUGCUAAUGGAAGGAAUUAACCUGCAAUGGGAGGCACGGAAACUUAUUUCUGCCUUUAGGAACUUAACCAACGAGGAAAUGGGAGUAACAUACCUGCAAGGAAUUUAUGACUCACUGUCCUAUGAUACCACUGCAAUAAGAGAAGAAGAAGUCAUUAAAAAGCUUUCUAAGAAGUUAAAAACCAAGUUCCAGAAUUAUUUAGACAUCCUGGAUGCUGUCAAGAAGAGAGUAGAAAACCUGUACAAUUUCCAUUUGCUACGCCCUAUCACACAGGCUUUUGACUGUUGUAAUUUGACUGAUUAUGGCUCAAGCCCAGAGAACCCAUUUUAUACAAACAUGUCUAAGCUAGUCACAUGUGAUUUUCUCCCGCCCCACUUGUCAAAAGAUGCUUUCAAUCCAGGAAGAAAUCUCACAGAAGUUUUCAAAGGAAAUCAGAAUGGCAACCCCCAACUAAAAUGGCAGCUUAUGUGGCAGUAUUUUAUCUCAGCCCAAGGUGUUCACAAUGAGUUUCCUGCACAUGGAGUAAGGGAAAACUGUCCUAAGUUCUAUGAUGCUAGACACAGGGACGUAUAUGUGAACACCUUACAACCCCAGACUAAGAAUGUGGUGUUGGUUCUGGAUCAGGGGAACUCCCUUAGUUCUAACCAGCUGAAGACAGUGAAAGCAGUGGCUAAACACCUGCUAGGGUCCCUGUCAGAGCAUGACCGAGUUGGGCUGAUAGGAGUAUCUAAUACAAUCGGACAUCCUCGGGAUGAUGAAGAUCCGUGUGUGUCCAACAAACUGGUGCCUUUCACACUUGAAGUAAAAUACUACUUUGAAAAGUUUAUCACUGAAGCUGUUAAACAAGAUGCUCCAACUAACCACUCCCUGGGGCUGGAGACAGCGUUCAGAAUGAUCAGAAGUACACUGCAAGAGCAUGAAAAUCAAACUAUAAAGGAAGAUGCAAUGAUAAUGUAUAUCAGCAGAGGUCUGCUGACAUCAUUAACUGAUGCCAAAGAUGUGAUGGAGGUGAUAGCAGUGGAAAAUGGGAAACUAGGCAAUAAGGUGGUCAUUAACACAUAUGCCGUCAUUGGUGAUGGCAAACCAGUGAUGUUUGAGAAAAGCUUCUUGGAAAAUGUGGCUAACCAGAAUUUUGAGAAGUACGAUGUCCAGAGUAGGCAUCCACUGCCAGUUAGGCCUGGGCAAAGCCUCUCUGUGAACACCACUGACUCCCUGAGCACCUCAGUGGGUACCUUCUUCCAGGCCUUUAACAGGUCAAUAGAGGACAGGCCACGGUUCUCACUGCCCUAUGCUGACCAGACAGGGGCAGGCCUUGUCAUGAGCAUUAGUCAGCCAUGUCUACACCAGGGGAAGGUGUUGGGUGUGGCAGGGGUGGAUCUUCACUUUGGAGAGAUGGUGGAAGACAUCACAUACUUUCAGCAAGAAGUAUUUGCCUAUGCAUUUCUCCUGGAUCAGCAUGGUUACAUGGUGAUGCAUCCAUCCCUGUCCCGUCCCAUCUUCACCAAGUACCAGCCUAUGCACACAGAUGUCAGCCACUUUGAAAACUAUGAGGGCUUUGAGAGGGUGAAGCAUAUGAUUUUAAGUGCCACAGAGGGCAGGACCAGUCUGACAGUACACGCCAAGGAAAACACACAGUCCAACCUCUCCCUGCUGCCUGAUGGCAAGACUGUCAUCUACAGAUAUCUGUGGAAAAGGAUCGAGAAUACACCUUUCAUCCUUGUUCUGAAGGUUGCAGUGGAUUCUGAGUAUUCUGGUGUAACAAAUGCUCCAGUGCCCAACUCGCUGCUAUAUCACCGCCUAGAUUUGAUUCCACAUAAUACCUGCAUGCACCUCAAACAGCUGGCUACACUAGAAGCCAGCACUGUGUUCCUCUCUGCAUCAGCUUUCACCAGUCCCUUUGAACAUCUCAAUAAGCCAGAGAAUAAGAAAGAUGCCAAGGAAGUGGUGCAGAGUUAUGUGGCAUAUCUUGGAGAUGAUACAAAACUGAUAGCUAAUCCAGGAUUAAAGCCUGAGGUAAGAGAUGAUGUGGCUGCAGUGUCCAGAAUCAACUCACAGUGGCUGCAGCAGUUCAAGAAGAGCAAGCUGAAUGAUUACAUUGUCAGAAGAUAUGUGGCCACCCCAAGUGGAGUGUUUAGGCUGUUUCCAGGUGGUUUGAUAGAGAAGAAAUUUGACCCAACCAAGAGACCCUGGUAUGAGCGUGCCAUUGAGAACCCAGGCAGUGUGGUGCUGACAGAGCCCUACCUAGACGUGUAUGGAGCAGGCUAUAUAGCCACCAUAAGUCACACAGUAUAUGAGGGGAGACCUGGUGGCAAGCACAGUUCCUCUGACCGUAUAGUAGCUGUGAUGGGUAUUGACAUCACCAUGCGGUAUUUCUACAAGCUGCUCAGGGAGGCCAUGCCACACUGUGAGGACAAGAAUAUAAGGUGUUUCAUUCUGGACAAUAAAGGCUACCUGGUGGCUCAUCCUGGCCUCAUAGAACCCAGUGAGAAUGGACCAGAAGAACAGAGACACAUCACACGUAUGGAGUCCCUAGUAGCCAAUGAUAUACUACAUCACAAAGGAUUUGUGGAGAAGAAACUUUGUAACAGCUUCAGUGAUAGGACCAUUCAGAGAUAUUACCAUUUUAACAAAAACAUCACUGGUGUGUUGACAAAUAUGAAACAUGGGGAACAUUGUGUAAAGUAUCAGAUAACUGCCAUCCCUUGGUCUAACGCCUUCCUUGGUAUUGUUAACCAAACAUGUAACAUGAUGAAAGCUUUCUGUCCAUGCAGUGUGGUUGAUCGGAAAUGCCUGAACUGCAAGCGUAUGGAGCAGAGUGAGUGUGAGUGUCCCUGUGAGUGUAAACUAGAGAUGGACUUCUGCACUGGGGACCUGCUGAGUGAUGAAGACAGUAACCCUAGCUGUCCGCGGCAUGCAGAGCCUGUGUCCCUGGUCACUAUCCCUGAGGAGGUGAAGGCCAAACUGCACCAGUGUGUGCCCACCAACUGUGGGGACAGGAAGACUGAAAAGGACUGUUUUGGUGUCCUUAACUGUGAAUGGUGUGUGAGGGAGAAAGACUUCAACACCCUGCUGAAGAAGCCAUUUUGUACCAAUCAAAAUGUCUGCUUUGGUGGUGUGCUGGGAGCUGCCACUCCUUAUGGUGAUCAAGUCAGAGUGGUAACCCAGGAAGAUGAAAGUAUAUUAGGUAAGACCACCCCUGUGGGUCCAGUAGCAGGGGGGAUCAUGGGUGUGUUCCUGGUCCUAGUCCUGGGGAUCUACUGCUACCGUCACCAUGUCCACCGCACUGGUCAUCAGUAUGUCACUGCAGUGCCAGACACUCAGGUCAGGAUGUCACAGCUGGACAAUGAACCUGAGGAGCUUGAACCUGAAGAGAUUGGCACAGGUCACACCAACAUAGUCUUAGCAACAUUUGACACACCUGCCAGUAUUUCUCCAUAUAGAGUGAACCCUAACUACAGACGACCUCCAGCAGGGGGCGAUAGUGAUCACGGCUAUAGCACCAUGACUCCACAGGAUGACAGUGAACAGGCCAGCAUGACCUGCAUUGAACCUCUGAUUACAAACAAAGACAGAAUAAACAAAUACAAAGCACAGCAAUAUAUUGGGACGAGAUUACCCACAAUCCCUCCGCCUCCUCAGUCUGCUCAUAGGCGUAGUCGCAGCACCAGCAGAAGUCCUACACCAGCACAGCAAGGAGGGACUUUGUUACCGGACGAUAUUUGUAAGCCUCCAGUUAGUGAACAGACAAUACUACCUCAGGAUCCACACUGCGUGAUAGCUCCCGUCACAGUGCACAUGGUGGAUACACAUUAGCUCCAACCACAGUGCAUCUGAUGGAUACACAUUAGCUCCUACCACAGUGCAUCUGAUGGAUACACAUUAGCUCCUACCACAGUGCCUCUGGUAGAAACACAUUAGCUCCAACCACAGUGCAUUUGAGAGUUACACAUUAGCUCCUACCACAGUGCAUCUGAUGGAUACACAUUAGCUCCAACCACAGUGCAUUUGAGGGUUACACAUUAGCUCCUACCACAGUGCAUCUGAUGGAUACACAUUUGCUCCAACCACAGUGCAUCUGAUGGAUACACAUUUGCUCCAACCACAGUGCAUCUGAUGGAUACACAUUUGCUCCAACCACAGUGCAUCUGAUGGAUACACAUUAGCUCCAACCACAAUGCAUAUGGAGGAUUUUUUUUUUUUUUUUUGGGGGGGGGGGUUAUUGGAAAGAAAGUUGUCAAAAUUGUUGAGACCCAUUUGGAAAAGAUGGCCUUAUGAAAAAACAUUCAUUUUAGGAAAAAAGUUAAUGUGCCUGGGUCUCAUUAUUUUCACAGUAGGCUUCAUUAUGUGCCUUAGUAAAGAAUCUUUCAAAAUGGUUUUCCCUUGAUAAAGAAAUCUUGGCCAAAUGCCUGUUCUUGGAGAAAAAAUGUUUCAUUCUUGAUCACGUUCUUCACAAAGUUGAAAUCAUACUUUGAAGUACACAGAGAUUCUUAAUGGUGGUAUUGUCAGUUGAAGAUGUAGUCUUGGAAUAUAUUCAAAGUAUACAGACCCUAUGUAAAUCAUAGUGCCAUAUGGAAUCAUUUGAUAAAAAUGUGUCUGAUUUUACGAAGUGCCUUGCAGAGGAAGUGUGUGAACAAAUUGACUGAAGUGCAUGGGUUCUUUUAGGAAGUUAUGAGUUGCUCUGUAGCAUUUGUCUUAAAUCAGAAUGACUUUUAAGGUUGGCAGUUAAUUUUUAAAGAGAGCAUCACCAGCUGUCCAUGUUUUACAUUUAUUCAACCAGCAUUAGAAAUUAUCCAUAAGUUCAUAACUGGCAGAUAACUACAUAAAAUGAUUUUAAUUAUGAUUCUUUUUAUAAUGUGUCUGAAGCAUAACUUAAUUAUGUAGUCCCAUUAUGUCUUAUAUUGUGUAUUGGCUGUUGAAAAUGAUCAGCAGCAUUUUUGUAAAAAGUUUGUACAUAAUGUAGCUGAAAAUUAUAGUUUCUAUUUUAUUUACAGUAUUUGUAUCGGCGGUAGUUUUACAGUAUUGCAUAUACAGGUGUUGCUAUUUACAUUUUAUAUACAUACAUGCUAACAUGUUAACUCAUCUGUAUUAUGUGCCCUUCUUAGAAUGUGCUUCAACUACCAUGUAGUUUUGAUAUGUUCUUUAUAUCAUAUUGGAGCCGUUUGAGUGAAAACAGAUCGUUUAAACUUUAUCAAAUUAAUGUAUGAAAGAAGUCUUACUCAAGGCCAAUAAACUCCUCGAAUUUUG